GAGGGAGAGGGUGGGCGGCUGUGGGUGCGUGGUGGUAUCUGUAGCAUGUCUCUGAUCUCCAAUCCGUCUCCCGCCCUCCUCGUCCCUCGUCCCUCGUCACUACCUCUGUGCGUAUAUCUGCCGUGCGAACCCCCCUCCUUUCUCUCCCUCUCUCUGCUCCCCUCCCACCGUCCAUCAUCUCUGUAGCUUCCAACUCCUCCACACUUGCUCAUCGUGCCACCAUACUCAUCACCGACCAAUCUCCCAGUUCUCGUCUCUCUUCUCACCAACUGUCCAGACCAUCCUACGUCUCCUCAUCCCAACCACAAGCAAACCUAUACUUCUAGCCUGGUCGGCACUUGCACCACUUACACCACCCACCUUCAUCGGAGCUCCCCCAACCACCACCACCACCACCCAGCCGUCACCAUGUCGCGCAUCACCGCCCCCGUCGCAAAGCUCACCCGCUCCCUCAACUCGGCCGCCACGGCCAGCCGCUCCAGCGGCCUCCUCGAGUCCCAUUACAAUGUCAACAAGGGCGCCGUCCUGAUGCCCAAGUACGCCGAGCUCCUCAAGAACCGGAGCCCCCGCGAGCACGAUUCCGCCCGCACCCUCACAACAACCCACCGCCCGACCCCGCAACCUACGCGCGCCUCCCCCUCCCACCGCCAGAUGCAGACCUUCGCCGCCUCUUCGGCGCCCUCCGCCGGCGGCCCCGUCGCCUCCAUGGACUUCACCACCCUGCCCAUGUCCUACGAGCCCCUCCCCGCCGCCAACGAGUUCGCCGGCAUGCGCAUGCCCCUCCUCCCGGACGCCUUCACCACGAAACACCGCUCCCUCUACGAGCAGUCCCCCGCCGACGAGGUCCUCCCCUCCUCCAGGCCCGAGAUCUCCAUCGUCGCCGCGCACCCGGAGAACGUCACCGCCGCCGCCCUCACCGAGGUCGAGGCCUUCGGCGUCGACGGCGUCGAGCUCAAGUGGGCCCACGAGAGCGAGCUCGCCGCCGAGGAGGCCCAGCCCGGCUUGAGAGACCUGUGGAAGGGCCUCGUUGACGACGUCAUGGGUUCGCAGCAGCAAAAGGCCGCCUUCUAGACGGCGACGAGGGGGGGG
Messenger RNA from Colletotrichum navitas, 1089 nucleotides. RefSeq lists its product as uncharacterized. The transcript has 2 exons. Bases 409 to 1071 code for a protein of 220 amino acids. NCBI's taxonomy places the organism in Eukaryota, Fungi, Ascomycota, Sordariomycetes, Glomerellales, Glomerellaceae. The record is from RefSeq and is a predicted model, not a curated record.